CAGCACCGUGAUGAGAUGUUGAGGAUGUACCACGCUCUACGUGAAGGCCUCAACAUCAUUGGUGACAUCAGCACCACCACCAUCACCACGGCGAUGCCUCCACCUGUCGACGACUCUUGGCUGCAAGUGACGGGGAUGCCCACUGGACGCAGGUCCCCCAUGUCCAGCCCCACCCCCCAGAGACGGGCGCCUCCUGGACCUCCUCGUCCCGGAGGCCGGGCUCCCCCUGGACCCCUGUCUCGUCCUGCGGUGUCACCUGAACCUGGACCUCCACCUUCUGUCCCCUACAGGCCCAACAGAGCGCCCCCACCUGGAGUCCCCAGAAUCUCUAUCAGUGACCAGUGAGGAUUCCACCAAUGUCGCUCCAGUAAAGGUAGCCCCGCCCAUGGCGAGAGCCCCCAGUCGUCCAUGGAAGGUUAAAAGUGUUUUCUCUGAACUGUUCUACACGUCCACAUGUUGUUAAUGUGAAACCUUCAAGUAAUAAUGAUAUUGAUUAUCAGCACAUUAUCACUAUAUAACAAAUGAUCAGCAAAGUACUACUGCAAUAUUUAGUGUUUAAAUAUGUCUGUCUGCUGUCAGGAGGGUGAGACAGGUCAGCUGCCUGUCUGUCUGCAACUGUCAAAUUAAACAGUGUCAGAGUCAUGUGAUCGUACUACAGACGACUUCAGAGACGUGCAGAAGAGAAGCUGUCUCACCCCUCCCUGAAUGUUUAGGCUUGUUAGCCUGUUAGCUAGCUGUCUGCAUGAUGUCCUAGAGUCAAGAUUAUUUUUUAUUUAAAGUCCUGUAUUAAUCUCUAAAGAUUAGAGAGUCAACUUUUCUUUACAGUGUAAAGUUUACAUAUUUAUUUAUUUAUUUAUUCUGCUGUGGUCAUUAGAAAGGCUUGUUAAAAAAAUAUUGGUAUUAUCAUUGUUAGCUAUUCUUCAGUGUAACCAGAAAUCCUUGAAUCAACUGUAUCCUCUGAUAUUUUCUUUUUUGUUUGCCCCCUCCCACUGGUUCUGACUGGUUUUAACUGGUUCUAACUGGUUUUAACUGGUUCUGACUGGUUCUAACUGCUGGUUUUAAUUGAGCGAACAUGAACAAGCAGGAUUUACAAAGCUGCUUGUUUACUUUAUGUCCAGAUAACGUGUAUUUAUAAAAUGUUCAAAUGAAGUGUUUAACUUCAGUGUUACUUCAGAUGAAUAAUAUUUUAUAAUGUUUGAUGAAUGAAUUCAGGAGAUGUUCAGAUGUUGGUCAAACCUUGACCUUUGACCUCCAUGUCUUGCUAUGACUUAUUUAGUUAGUCGAGCUCUGAGUCCGAGCUGCGUUCAACAACGUGUUUGUAGCAGUGAUGUGUCGUCGUGUUAAGCAUGCUCAGCUCCGUCCAAUGAUUUUUACGUUGUGAAUUAAUAAGUGUUGAACGCAGUUCAGCCUCACUCCGUAUUGUAUUAAUUCAAAUAUGUGUGAGGAGCAAAUACACAGAUGUAUUAAGUAUGCAGCAGCUCAGACUGUGUGUGUGUUACAGUGUGUUUUACAGUGUGUGUUACAGUGUGUGUUGGUGUGUAGCUGUG
Molecule: messenger RNA, 1547 nt
Organism: Paralichthys olivaceus (Japanese flounder)
Lineage: Eukaryota; Metazoa; Chordata; Actinopteri; Pleuronectiformes; Paralichthyidae
Source: RefSeq, a predicted model, not a curated record